CACGCGGGGCCAUCCUGCUCGCCUUCACUCUCGCCUCGGCCUUUCCUCGCUUCUUCAUGUCAUACCGCGGCUCAUUCCUCACAUUCCUGCUCACGCGUCCGACCAGGAGUCGCCCCGGGACGAACACGGCGGAAGAAAAAGUCAAUAAAAGUAAAAGAAGACGAGGCGCCAACUGUUGCUCCACCUGCCACCGCCAGGGCUAACCUCAACACUCGGGUGGGAUCCCUACAAGAAGGAGCACAACCUGCAACCUGCUACCCCGAGACACUCCAGCAUCCAUCCUUGCUCUGUGGUUCGCUUCCCGUCUUCCCACCACGUCUACGGAGUGGGUGCCGGCCCCCUCCCCCAGGGGUGGGAGCGAGGAGCUGGGGGACGGGCUAGACAAACCCUUGGAGAACGAUGCGGAAGGCGUGUGGAGCCCCGACAUUGAGCAGAGCUUCCAGGAGGCCCUGGCCAUUUACCCGCCCUGUGGCCGCAGGAAAAUCAUCCUCUCUGACGAGGGCAAGAUGUACGGUGUCCAGUCAUAUUCAGGUCCUGGCUCGGCGGAAGGCCAGGGAGAUCCAGGUGAAGCUGAAGGUACGCUACGACCAGGUGGCCAAAGACAAGGCGCUGCAAAACAUGGCCACCAUGUCCUCGGCGCAGAUCAUCUCACCCGCCGCCUUCCAGAACAAGAUGUCACUCCAGGGCCUCUCCAGGCCGGCGUACCCCACAGCCGGCGGGUUUUGGCACGGGGCACUUCCAGGCCAGCCAGGAGGCCAUGAGGACAUUAAGCCCUUCUCCCAGCAGACUUACGCCAUGCAAGCGUCCGGCCCCACCCCCAUAACAGGUUACGAAAGCACUGCAGGUCUGUCCAUGUCCCCCGGGGCCCCCCCUUGGCAGGGUCGCUGUAUCGCCAGCUCCAAGCUGCGAAUGCUUGAGUUCUCCGCCUUUUUGGAGCAACCCCAAGACCCAGAGACGUUCAACAAGCAUCUUUUUGUGCACAUCGGCCAGUCCAACCCCAGCUACAGCGACCCCUACCUGGAGUCUGUGGACGUCAGACAGAUCUACGACAAGUUCCCCGAGAAGAAAGGAGGCCUGAAGGAGCUGUUCGACAGGGGCCCGCACAACACUUUCUUCCUGGUCAAGUUCUGGGCCGACCUGAGCGUGAACCUGCAGGAGGACAGCAGCUUCUUCUACGGAGUGUCCAGUCAGUACGAGAGCUCGGAAAACUUGGUCAUCACCUCCUCCACCAAGGUGUGCUCCUUCGGCAAGCAGGUGGUGGAGAAAGUGGAGACGGAGUACGCCCGCCUGGAGAACGGUCGCUACGUGUUCCGGAUCCACCGCUCGCCGCUGUGCGAGUACAUGAUCAACUUCAUCCACAAGCUGAAACACCUGCCUGAGAAAUACAUGAUGAACAGUGUGCUGGAGAACUUCACCAUCCUUCAGGUGGUGAGCAACAGGGACACCCUGGAGACGCUGCUGUGCGUGGCCUACGUCUUCGAGGUGUCCACCAGCGAGCACGGCGCCCAGCACCACAUCUACCGGCUGGUCAAGGACUGAGGCUGUCACCGUAGCGACGACCUCCGUGAAGCCCCUCCCUCCCCUCCAUCAUAAGGGCUCGCCAUCAUUCCGUGAGCUUGGGGCUGGAAGGUGGCGACCUCGGGACGUCCCCGACGAGGACCGCAGAGACCGCGAGCAGGCCUGGCCGUUGGAAAGAAGAACCGUGAUGCACUUAUGUCACAGGAGCCCUGCAUGAGUGUUUUUGGAUUCUACUUGUGCUUGUUUGGAGUUGUCAUGCAUGUGAAGGCUGACUCAGGGCGCCCCCUGCUGACUGACAGAUGACCAACACCUGCAUUCUUCAAGUGGACUUGUCUCUUUUUCGCUUUUUGUCCUACGGCUUGAAAGUGACUCCAACAAAACGGCACAUAAUAUUAAUGAUGAUAAUAAUAAUAAUAAUAAUGAUAAUAAUAUUGCUACCUUGAAGCACAGUUUUUGCUGAUUGCAUCAUGUCAUUGGCCCUGAAGUGUCAGAUACAAAAUAUAGAUGUUUCUUACGAAAACUUA
Messenger RNA from Nerophis ophidion (straightnose pipefish), 2042 nucleotides. Its product is annotated as transcriptional enhancer factor TEF-3-like. Gene Ontology annotation, molecular function: DNA-binding transcription factor activity, RNA polymerase II-specific; RNA polymerase II cis-regulatory region sequence-specific DNA binding. Bases 400 to 1539 code for a protein of 379 amino acids. The transcript has 11 exons. NCBI's taxonomy places the organism in Eukaryota, Metazoa, Chordata, Actinopteri, Syngnathiformes, Syngnathidae. The record is from RefSeq and is a predicted model, not a curated record. Gene Ontology annotation, biological process: hippo signaling; regulation of transcription by RNA polymerase II; embryonic organ development. Gene Ontology annotation, cellular component: transcription regulator complex.